Messenger RNA from Emiliania huxleyi CCMP1516, 489 nucleotides. RefSeq lists its product as hypothetical. NCBI's taxonomy places the organism in Eukaryota, Haptophyta, Isochrysidales, Noelaerhabdaceae. The record is from RefSeq and is a predicted model, not a curated record. The transcript has a single exon. The coding region runs from base 1 to 489 and encodes 162 amino acids.
AUGACGACGCUCAAGCGCGUCGACGGCAGCCCGGGCAAGGAGCCGCCUGGGUGGCUCGGGAAGAAGUGGGACGAAAAGCAGCAGCGGUACGUGGUCUGCCGGCCGGAUGAUCUGCUCAAGCGCUAUCACGGUGAGCUGCUGUGCACGCGCGGCUACAGCCCGCUCAACGACAACGAGCGCCUCCGAGCGCGGCCGCGUGCACCGCCGGUAGGAAGACCGGCGGGCCGCUCUACGGCGCGGCGGCCCCCGGUGGCGGCGGUCGGCACCCCGAAGCCGACCCCCGCCGCGCGCCUUCCGCAACCCUCGGGCUUCCAAUGCCAUCCAUACGGAAACCUGCCCCGCGACACGAACGAUGGCGGUCCCGCUGUUCCCGAUUCAUUUCGUCCGUCCAAUCGAAGGAAGCGCUGGAUCGCCCUUGCCACCGUUCUUCGUCUCACGUUCCGUGGUUUUUGCACCCUUUUAUCUUGCGCGGUCAAGAGGGAGGCUUAA